Molecule: messenger RNA, 1837 nt
Organism: Rhodamnia argentea
Lineage: Eukaryota; Viridiplantae; Streptophyta; Magnoliopsida; Myrtales; Myrtaceae
Product: ammonium transporter 1 member 1-like
Exons: 1
Coding region: 54-1586 (510 amino acids)
Biological process (GO): ammonium transmembrane transport; ammonium homeostasis
Cellular component (GO): membrane
Molecular function (GO): ammonium channel activity
Source: RefSeq, a predicted model, not a curated record
CCAUUUCCUUCUCCACACAUUCACAACAACUUUGCAAGCUUCACUCCUCAUCCAUGGCGUCCCCUCUCUCCUGUGACGCCUCCGACCUCGCCCCGCUCCUUGGAGGUGCCGCCAACUCCACGGCGGCGGCGGCCUUCCUCUGCAGCCGCUUCUCCGCCAUCUCCAACAAGUUUGUGGACACCUCCUACGCCGUGGACAACACGUAUCUCCUCUUCUCGGCCUACCUCGUGUUCGCCAUGCAGCUUGGCUUCGCCAUGCUCUGCGCUGGCUCCGUCCGCGCCAAGAACACCAUGAACAUCAUGCUUACCAACGUCCUGGACGCCGCGGCCGGCGGCAUCUCCUACUACCUCUUUGGCUUUGCCUUCGCCUUCGGAUCGUCCUCUAAUGGCUUCGUUGGCCACCACUUCUUCGGCCUGAAGGAGUACCCCUCGCCGGCGGGCGACUACAGCUUCUUCCUCUACCAAUGGGCCUUUGCCAUCGCUGCCGCCGGCAUCACGAGCGGCUCGAUAGCCGAACGGACUCAGUUCAUUGCCUACCUCAUCUACUCCUCCUUCUUGACUGGCUUCGUCUAUCCGAUAGCCUCUCACUGGUUCUGGUCAGGCGACGGGUGGGCCAGCCCGACCCGAACCAACGAUGACCUCCUGUUCGGGUCCGGCGCUAUCGACUUUGCUGGGUCGGGAGUUGUCCACAUGGUCGGCGGCAUUGCGGGCCUCUGGGGAGCCCUGAUUGAGGGCCCGCGUAUCGGCCGGUUCGACCACGCAGGGCGGUCCAUCGCUUUGCGCGGCCACAGUGCGUCGCUUGUGGUCCUUGGAUCAUUCCUCCUAUGGUUCGGGUGGUACGGAUUCAACCCUGGCUCGUUCCUCACCAUACUGAAGACGUACGGCACGAGCGGGGACUACUACGGCCAAUGGAGCGCGGUCGGGAGGACAGCGGUCACAACCACACUGGCCGGGUGCACUGCGGCCCUAACGACCUUGUUCGGCAAGCGGCUGCUGGCGGGCCACUGGAACGUCACCGACGUGUGCAACGGCCUGCUGGGCGGGUUCGCCGCAAUCACCUCAGGCUGCUCCGUGGUCGAGCCUUGGGCGGCGAUCGUGUGCGGGUUCGUGGCCGCGUGGGUCCUCAUCGGGUGCAACAAGCUCGCGGAGAAGUGCAAGUACGACGACCCGCUCGAGGCGGCGCAGCUCCACGGCGGGUGCGGCGCGUGGGGGCUGCUCUUCACGGGGCUCUUCGCGAGGGGGCUCUACGUGGACGAGGUCUACGGCGGUCGGGGGAGCAGGCCGCACGGGCUCCUCAUGGGCGGCGGCGGGCGGCUUCUGGCGGCGCAGGUCAUCCAGAUCCUGGUGAUCUGUGGGUGGGUGACGGCGACGAUGGGCCCGCUCUUCUACGGACUGCACAAGCUCAAGUUGCUGAGGAUUUCGAGCAAGGAUGAGAUGCAAGGGAUGGACUUGACCAGGCACGGCGGGUUCGCGUACGCGUACCACGACGAGGAUGAUGUGUCCAUGAAGGCCUACGGGUUCAUGAUGAGGAAGGUGGAGCCCGCCAUCUCAAGCCCAACAUCGUACGAGAAUGCACCAGCCGUCUGAUCGGAUCCCUCCUUUUUUGAUCGUGCGUCCAUGGUUUGUUCGGUCGGAGCCUUAGAGCAAGAGCAAAAGUCCUUACAGCAACUCUUUUUCUUCCUUGGGGGCUUCUUCUCCGUUAAGGGCAAAAUAUAUGGAAAAAGGAGACAAAAGAGGUUGCAUACCAUAUGGUGUCCAUAUUGUUGUGGUGAUUGUUAGUGGUAUGUAUGAUACUCUAAAUUGGCAAUAAACCGGUGUGGUUUUCCUCUUUAGUGAUA